AUGCCCACUGCCUCUCGUGACUCACCUUUAGACGCUUGCCUGAGGUGCCAGGGCGAAAGUAAGAAGGACUCCUACGGCAAGCAAGACUGCGUCGUCGUGUGGGGCGAGUGCAACCACAGCUUCCACUUCUGUUGCAUGUCCCUGUGGGUGAAGCAGAACAACCGGUGUCCCCUUUGCCAGCAAGAGUGGUCCAUUCAGAGAAUGGGCAAAUAA
Molecule: messenger RNA, 213 nt
Organism: Leptosia nina
Lineage: Eukaryota; Metazoa; Arthropoda; Insecta; Lepidoptera; Pieridae
Source: the annotation of a GenBank genome assembly